Capsaspora owczarzaki ATCC 30864 is the source of this 2404-nucleotide messenger RNA. RefSeq lists its product as hypothetical. Bases 50 to 2242 code for a protein of 730 amino acids. NCBI's taxonomy places the organism in Eukaryota, Filasterea, Ministeriida, Capsasporidae. The transcript has 6 exons. Gene Ontology annotation, molecular function: protein binding. The record is from RefSeq and is a predicted model, not a curated record.
AGAUCUUUCAAUCAACCAGCUGACGUCCAUCUCCAGUUCGGCUUUUGGAAUGCUGAAUUCGCUGACCAGUCUAACUCUGUCCAGCAACUACAUCUCUACAAUCGCCUCCGAUGCAUUCUCAAACCUCGUCAUGCUCCAAAAUCUAGACUUGCAGACCAACCGGAUCCCUGGGUUUACAGUCCCACUCUUCUCGGGCCUUUACGCACUAAAAAGCUUAAAUUUGAUGAAUAACAAACUGACCAGCAUCCCCACCGAUGCCUUCACAAGUAUUGGAACCUUGACGUCUUUGAACAUGGGAACCAAUCUGCUCACGACUCUCCCGCCUGGAUCGUUCUAUGGUCUUACCACGCUUACCGUUCAAUCACUGGCCAGCAACUCGUUUGGAGGAAUUGUGCCUCCGAGCACUUACGGCAGCGCUACGGCCCCCACUGCGUGCCACUACACUUGCAGAACAUGCUUUGGAGCAGGCUCCGCUGGCUGCUGCAGCGCGAACUGCCUGAGGUGCUCAAGCGGCUCUCUGUGCACGCAAUGCGAAAAUGGCUACCUGAUGGUCGGAAACGCUUGCUUUGACGCAAAUGUCAUCUCGGCCUCGAUCUCCAGCGUGUCUGCUGCAUCUGUAGCGUCCGUUGAAUCGGUGGCUAGCGUUUUCCGUGCCUCAACUGCAUCCGUUGAAUCCGUUGCUUCAGUCGAAUCGGCUGCCUCUGUCUUCCGUGCCUCCACUGCAUCCGUUGAAUCAGCCGCCUCUGUCGCUUCUGUCGAGUCUGUUGCUUCUGUCUUCCGCGCGUCCACAGCUUCUGCUGAAUCAGCCGCAUCGGUCGCUUCUGUCGAGUCUGUUGCUUCUGUCUUCCGCGCGUCCACAGCUUCUGCUGAAUCUGCCGCCUCCGUCGCUUCUGUCGAGUCGGCUGCUUCUGUCUUCCGUGCUUCCACUGCAUCCGUUGAAUCUGCUGCAUCGGUCGCUUCUGUCGAGUCAGCUGCUUCUGUCUUCCGUGCCUCCACAGCUUCUGCUGAAUCUGCUGCCUCCGUCGCUUCUGUCGAAUCUGCUGCUUCUGUCUUCCGCGCGUCCACUGCAUCCGUUGAAUCAGCCGCAUCGGUCGCUUCUGUCGAGUCAGCUGCUUCUGUCUUCCGCGCUUCAACCGCAUCGGCUGAAUCGGCCGCGUCUGUUGCCUCGAUGGACUCUGUUGCAUCUGCGUUCAGUGCUUCCACCGCAUCGCUUGCGUCCAUGGCUUCAGUCGAGUCUGUUGCUUCUGUUGCAUCCGCCGAGUCAGUGAUUUCAGUGUUCCGCGCCUCCACAGCCUCAGCAGAAUCUGUCGCCUCAAUUGAAUCCGCGCUGUCCGUCGCUUCCGUCGAGUCAGUCGUAGCAUCACUCAGUGCCUCAGUUGCCUCCGUUGAAUCAGCAGCUUCCGUUGCCUCGGUCGAGUCCAUCCUUUCCGCUGACUCGGCCGCUUCCGUUGCCUCCAUUGCGUCGCUCGAAUCAGCUGCGUCAGUUGCCAGUGUGUCCGCAGAGUCUGUAACGAGUGCUUCCUCAGCAUCCGCCGCGAGUGUAUCCGCGGCGUCUGCGCGAUCUGUUGCAUCUGCUUCCAGCGCCUCGGCAAACCGCGGCUCCGCUUCGGUCACGGGCGGUCAUCAUGCUCGGGCUGGAAGUGGUGGCACAUCUUCUGCUGUCAUUGCAGCAAUUUGUGUGACCAUCGGGCUGCUGAUUUUGAUUGCAUUGGUGCUUCUGCUCGUGGUUCGCGGCCGUCGAGCAGCCGCACAACGAAAGUUCAUCUACUCUACGACGGCGCCUGCACCCAUCAUGAGUAAUCCCCUGUAUAAUACCCUCCACACGCAUUCCAGCUAUGCGGAAAUCGACGCAAACACCUAUCAGGACGUCUCGUCGGCGUUCAAGCUGCAGUAUGAUGAACUUCGUCCUGCAGAGUCAACCUACGCAACUGCCGGAGCGCCAGUGUACCUGUCUCUGAACGACGGGUCGCAGCCAGUUUACACCGACACUGCCGCUGCAGGACGCUCAACGGCCAACCAAGCAGCGACAGCGCCCGUUGCCAAGACGCCCUAUGCUACAAUUGUUUCUUUGAACGACGUGUCUGACAAGUCCAACCAAGAUCAGAGCGCCAUCUACGACACUGCUGACCAACCCAUCUAUGCUGAUACUGAGGUGGCUGCGACUGCAGGUGAUGGGAAGCACCAAAGUCCUGGAGAAUCAUCUGGCCAAACCACGUAUGUGGCCAUUGCGAACUGCGAUUGAGAACGCUACUAGUUUCAUGUGUCGUUUUUCAUUGCUCAUGUUUCUGGUGCCUGUAUCCGCGCGUGAGCAUGCGAGUGUGCACCUUGGUGUGUUUUCGAACUCCUUUGGAAGGAAAAUCCAGUUGUUGUCCGUGUUCCAUUAAUACAUGUGCUUCUGAGCGAA